Paramecium pentaurelia is the source of this 6371-nucleotide messenger RNA. NCBI's taxonomy places the organism in Eukaryota, Ciliophora, Oligohymenophorea, Peniculida, Parameciidae. The record is from the annotation of a GenBank genome assembly.
AUGAUUUAAAUAUUGUUCCACUUUAAUAUUUUGUUGUAUACAAUCAAAUCUUAAUUGGUUAUUCAACAUAAAUAUGCAUACAAUGAUACUUUGUAGCUUAAUAUUAUACCUAAAGGUCAAGCCUGCAAAUAUACAGAUUAUUUAAUAAACACUUAGACAAUCUAAAAAGCUCAUUAUAUCAAUUGCACAUCUCCUACUCGCAAUUAUAUAACUUUAAAUUAAGAAUAGUAAUAAGUUUCAAAUUGUGAUUUUGAAGGAUGUCCAAAAGGAAUAUGCAAAUAUUAUUGUACUUAUAAAUGUUUAAUAUCUUUUGACUUGUAUUAUUAGGGUACAUAGAUUAACAACAAUGUUUUAACAUUUAAACUCUAUAAUUACAGUUAUUCUAAUACUUAUACAUCACCCUAUGAAUAUUAAUUAGACUAAGGGUUUUGUGAUAAUUAAAAAUAUGAAAUUUUGUAAAUAAAUAUAACCCAAACUCAAGCUUCCCUUUUAAAUUUCACAAUUUCAACAAAUUUAGUAGAAGAUGCUUAGGUAUCAAUAAAAAACCUUUAUAUACUCAAUUAUCAAUUUAAUUGUUAUCCAAGAUGUUCAACUUGUGUAGGUCCUGAAUAUAAUCAAUGUUCGACCUGUUUUUAUGGUAGCUAAUCAGAAUAAAUUUGUCCAACUUGUCCAUCUGAUUAUUACUAUGUUGAAUACAAGGGUUGUCUACAAAAAUGUAAUUUUAUUGAGCCUUUAUGUUUAAAUGGGUUUUGUAAAAUUUGUUCAUGUAAAAUACUUGAGUAAUUUUAGCUUAUAUCUAAUAUUCUACCAAUCUAUCUAAUUCUUCUGAAUAGAUCUUAUGGUCAAUAAAAUAUGAUACUAAACAAUAUUCUAAUAUACAAUAACCUUAACUAUUAUGGUUUAAUUAAUUUUUUUAUGGAAUAUUUAAAUAUAAUAAUGGAAUAUCUAGAUUUAUAUAUGAGAUUAUACCAAAAAUUGGUUAUUAUAUUGGGAUUAAAAUAAAAUUAAUUCUUUUUGAUGAUUUACCUCUUGAAUGCGGAAUUCAUUUUAAGUUUAAUCGAACUUAUUAUGGUUCUAUAUUUAAUACAAGUUCAGGAAUCAAACUACAUAAUUUUACAUAAAGUAAUUGUAUAAAAUAAGAACUAUCUUAUCUAUUAAGUACUAAUAAUUAUUUAUGUGAAAUUUAUGGAUAUUUUGACAUUCCUUAAUAUCCAUUUUUAUUCACAGCAAUAGGAAAUCUUACGUAUAUUUUAAUAUAAAUUAGAAAUUAAUAUGCUGGUUGGGGAUUGAUAGGUAUAAAAAUUACUACAGAUUAUUGUACUGAUUAUUGUUUAGUUUGCGAUAUAUCAUAUAAAUGUAAGACUUGUGAAAGUCCAUACUUAUUAUAUCGAGAUGGUACUUGUAUCUUAAAAUGUGAUAAUGUGUAUUAAUCCAAUAAUUAAACUUAUUGUAAAGAUUUUGAUGAUGAAACACCAUGUAAAAUUUAAUAUAUCAUAGAUUCUGAACUUAUUAUAAGUGAAAAUAUAAAUCAUACAUUUGAGUACAAUUCUUAAUAUAAACUUAUCAAAUAAUUUAAAAGAAAUUUCUUGAAAGGAGAAAAUAUACAUUAUUCUUUUUGGAAUGGAUAUCCUAUCUUUGGUGGUUCAUAUAUAUGGGCAUAAGCAUAAUUUGAAAGAAUCCUUUUAAUAAAUAGACCACAUCAUAGUAUUUCAAUAGCUUUCUACAUUUUAUAUGGCCCUGAAUUUCCAUCUGAUAGUAAAUUUAUAUGUUCUAUUAAUGAAAAUAUACUGAUUAUUAAAAAUAAAAAUGAUGCGAAAUAAUAGAAUGAUGGAACUUUUGUAGAUGUUAUUUCAGAGAAAAUAAAUCAUAACACAAAUACACUCAAUAUUACUAUUGAAUGCUAGGGUGAAAAUAAUGAACCAAUAAAAGCUUUUUGUGGAUUAUACAAUUUCUAUCUAGUAGUUCAUUAUUGUCAACCUUAUUGUAAUAAAUGCACAGAUCAUUUAACUUGUUAAGAAUGGAAUAGGACAGAUUAUUUAACAUAAAUUCAAUUUUCUUAAGUUGAUUGCAAUACUACUUAAUAUUUUAAUGUUCAUUAAUCAUUAUGUUUUGAUUGCCCUUCAUCUUGUAAGAGAUGUAACUCAAAAUCUGAAUGUUUGGAAUGUAACGAAUAAUUCAAAUUAACAAAUUUAGGUUGUUUUUGCACUAAAGGUUAAUUUGAAGAAUCCAAUUUAUGUUAAGACUGUCCAAUUUCAUGUAAUUAAUGUCUAAGCUAUUCAUAAUGUAUAGAAUGCAUAGACAGUGUUAAUAUGGUAUUAAGUAAUGGUUAAUGUAAUUGUAUUGAUGGAUAUUCAUUAAAUUCAGAUUCAAAAUUAUGUAAAAGUUCAGGAUAAAUAACUCUAAUAGAAUGUAAACCUGAAUGUAAUAAUUGUGUCCUUGGAAAAUGUUAUGAAUGUGAUUAUAGAUGGAAUGUAGAUCCUUUUGAAUAUAUUUGUAAAGAAAAAUGUGGAGAUUUUAUUCAAUUAGUUAGUGAAUAAUGUGAAUCUAGCUUUAUUUUACCAUACAGAGGGUGUUAUAAUUGUAAACCAAGAUGUUAAUCCUCAUGUUUAAAUUGUAGUACAACUGGUUAAGGUUGUUUGGAAUGUGUUGAAGGUUAUUCUCUUAUUGAUAAUUUAUGUUAUUCAAUUUGUGGUGAUUUGAUUGUUACAUAUGAUGAAUAAUGUGAUGAUGGUAAUUUAAUUUAUGGUGAUGGAUGCCAUUUCUGUUAAUAUAGCUGUUAGGAUUCAUGUUAAGACUGCAUUAAUGGAAUAUGUUAUAAUUUUAAUUUAAAUCAUCCAUUAACAAUAAUCUAAUGUGAUCCAUUAUUAGGAAAUGAAAUAUACAAUAAUUCAUAAUUAUGCAAUUUAAUAGGAGAAUUAUAUCAAUUAAGUGAACGAUAUAAUUAUAAUUUUGCUUGUGAUAUAAAUUGUUAAUCUUGUUUUUUUAAAAUUUGUUAUAUUUGUAAUGAAAAUUACAUGCUUUCAAUAGAUUCUAGAUAAUGUAUUAAAAUUACUUUACUUUUUGAUUACUAAUUAGAACAUUGUUUAAUUAAUGUUAAUAAUUAUUGUUAAUAAUGCCAUAUUUAUGCUUAUUAUGAUUAAAUAGAAUAAAAAUGCAAACCAAAUCUUUAACAUUUAAAGUAAUGUUAAUAUUAGAUGAUUUAAUCACCUAAACAAUAUUGUAGUUAAUGUUUUGAAAAUUGUAUUUAAUGUUCUUAUGAUGGUUGUAUUAAAUGUAAAAAAGGAUAUUAUUUUGAUGAUUAAUUGAAAUGUAUUUCUAAUUGUGGAGAUGGAAUACUUACUGAUAAUGAAUAAUGUGAGAUCAAUGAUCAAAAUUGUUUAAAUUGUUAAUUCUAAAAUUCUUAAUAUUGUUUAGAUUAUCAUUAAGAAUUAUGUUUAUAAUGUUAAUUAGGAUUUUAUUAUAAUCUUGUAACCAAAAUGUGUACAUCUAUUUGUGGAGAUGGAAUCAAAGCUGAAGAUGAAGAUUGCGAUAUUGUAAAUCAAAAUAUCAAUGUAGGUUGUCAAUAAUGUAAAUAUUAUUGUAAUAAUGAUUGUAAUUUAUGCAAAGCAGGUUAAUGUCUAUCAUGUAAUCAAGGAUAUAUAUUGCUGAAUAAUUUUUGUUAUAUUAAUGAUUUAAGAAUAGAAAAUAAUCUAAUUAUAGAACAAUUAGAUAUUUUUUAAUUUGAAACAUAUUGCCUUACUAAUCUUGGUUAUUAUUUACCUCUUGUAUUUAAUUAAUGUAUACCAAUUUGUGGUGAUGGUAUAAUAACUCAGGAUGAGGAAUGUGAUGAUAAAUUGACAUAUUAAUCUCAUAUAUGUUUUAAUUGUAAAUUUUAAUGUCCAAUCAAUUGUUUAAAAUGUUUAUAUGGGUAAUGUCUUUAAUGCAUUGAAGGAUUUUAAAUAUAAGAAAAUAGAUGUUAUUCUAAAUGUAGAGAUUAAUUAAUCAAAUCAGAUAAGAUAUGUGAGGACGAUAAUAAUAUUCAAUUUGAUGGAUGCUAUAAAUGUUAAAAUAGUUGUCAAAUUGAGUGUCUUGUGUGUUAAAAUACUAAAUGUAUAUAAUGUAUAUCUGGAUGGAAUUUAAUAUAAGGGAAAUGUAUUUAGAUUUGUGGUGAUGGUUAAGUAGCAAUUAUGUCUGAAGAAUAAUGUGAUGAUCCUUAAAACUUAAAUUGCAGAAAUUGUUAAAUGUUUAUAUGCAAUGAUUAUUGCAAGCUUUGUGAUAAUCAAUAAUAAUGUAGAAUAUGUAAUGACACAUUCAAUCUAGUUAAUAAUAAAUGCAUAAAUAUUUGUGGUGAUGGAUUAUUAACAUAAGGAUUUGAAGAAUGUGAUGAUGGAAAUUAAAUUGAGUUUGAUGGAUGCUAUAAUUGUAAAUAUUCAUGUAGUAAAGGAUGUUUGGUUUGUUAAGAAAAUAAUAUUUGUUUAUAAUGUAACAAUGAAGAACAAUUUAUUCUUGAUAAUACAACUCAUAAAUGCUUUACUUAAGAUUAUUAAGAUGAGGAAGUUCAAUUAAUAAAUAAAGAAGAUCCACAAAAUACAGAGGAAAUUUAAAUUAUUAACAGUGAAGAUACAAAUAAUAAUGAUGAUGAUAUUCAAAUACUUUAGAGUGAUUACUAAUAAUUUGAAUUGAAUUGUGGUAAUGGUAAACUUUAAGCUAGUUUGAAUGAAGAAUGUGAUGAUGGAAACUUACUUGGAGGAGAUGGAUGUUCUGAAUCAUGUUUCAAUGAGCUUUCUUUUAAAUGUUAAAAUCUUGAAAACGAAAAAAGUGAAUGUGCAUAUAUAUAAGCUCCUGAUUUUAAUUUAAAUGUAAUCACUAAUUCAUAGAAUUCACUUUAAAUUAUUGAUCUAACUUUUUCUUAAUAGAUUAAAUUAAAUUAAAAUAACACAAUUGAAUCUAUUGCUGACUUUUAGAUUAAACCAGAAACUAAAUAUCAAUUAACAAUUAUUCCAUUUUCUAAUUUAACUAGUGAAUUAAAGAUGUCUCAUUACCAAUUUUAUAUUUAAUUUGAAUAAAGUGUAGAUCAUCCUAUUUUUACAUUAAGGUUUAUGGAUGAAUCAAUAAUUAAUUCUGAAAAUAUUACCAUCAAAAGUGUUUAGAAAAGUAUUUAAAUAGGAAAUCCUUUUGUCUUAUCAAACUCCACAAAAAAAAAAUUAACAUAGAUCGUAUCGAUGAAUGAUGCAAUUAUGUAUACAAUGAUAAGUAUAUCUGCAUUAUCAUUUCUAAUUGGAAAUCCAGAAAUGUUCUUUAAUCUAUUAAAUUUACUAUAAUCAUUUUCUUACAUUCGAUAUGUACAAUAUCAAUUCCCACCUCAUUUAUCACAAUUUCUUGAAACUUACUCUAAAAUCUCUUUAAAAUUAGCAUUAGAUUACUUAAAAGUGGAUUAAUUUUUAGCCUAAUUAAACAGAGGAAAUUAUCCUUAAUCAAAAAAUACAACCUUAUAAACAAAUCAGAUCAAUUAGAUAAAUCAAAUAUUUUUGGUCAAUGCAAAAAGUUGUUAUAUUACAGUUUUAACUUCAUAUCUUACCUAUUUAAUGUAUAAAGUAAUAACAUCAAAAUAAAUUGAUUAUUUCCUUAAUAAACUGACCUAAUUAAAAUAUUAAAAUAUCAAAUAUUUACAAUUUAUAGGAUUAUUUUAAAGAAAAAUCCAGUAAAAAUGUUUAAAAAUGAAGUUUGAAUACUUUUCUAAAACUAUAUUUUAGGUAUACCUUACAAUACUUCAUUAAUUUCUCUUUAGUACCUUUAUGCAAUUUCCAAACUAUAGUUUUGAAUCAUUUUUUGAAGCUUUAAAUUCAAUUAAUUCUCUAUUUGCUAUUGGUUUGAUAAUUUUUAUUAAUUUUAAAUCACUUUCUAUUACUUCCUAAUAAAUUAAAAAUGUAAAUAAAUGGAAGUAUUUUUUUGAGGAAUUAAAGUCUUAAUUUUGGGCUUCCAAUUAUAAAUCAUUCUAAUUGUAUCGUAUUACCAUUUAUAUUUUUCUAAUUGUGUUUUUUAUGAAUCAGCCUGAAAUAUAAACUAUUUUGCUCUCCCUUCAAUCCUUAAUUUACUUACUUUAUUUAUGUAAAGUAUAGCCAUUAAAAUCAAAAAAUGAAUAUAUCAAAUUAAUCUUGAGAGAAUUCAUUUUCCUUACAACUGUCGGCUCAUUUUUAAUUUACAGUUUUAAUUUAACUGAAGAAUAAUACUUAAUCUGCGGUUGGAUCCAUAUUUCAAUGCUCUCAACCAUAUUAGGUAUAAAUCUAUUUAUAGAUAUGAUUGAAUUCUUAGGUAAGCUAUAUGCUAAUUACCAAAAAAAAAAAUUGAAGUUAGAGAGGAAAUAAUAAAAGAAUAUCCAAUUUCCACUUUGA